CGCCAGCGAAGUGUAGUGCUCUGCGUCUGGGCCGCGCAGCCGAGCCUCGAGGGCUGUCACCUUGGUGGAGGCCUCGCUUGUGGCGAAGCACUGGGAGCCUAGGCCUCCACGAGCAGGAAAUCGAGUCUGCGGGGAUCCAGGAGAGGAUUAGUUUUGAGUGUCACUUAAUCCGAGAGGUCCUUCCGCAAUCGGAGCCCUCCAUAUGAGCCGAACUGAUAUAAACCUACUUAAGAGGCCUGGUUCCCAGGCGCUGAAGGAUGGAACGGGGCUCGGGAACGAAGCUGUUGCUGCUGCUGUGGGUGACUUGCUGCAGACGUGCAGGGGCAGAUGGCCCAAGCGGUUACACGUCGGUCAUCGAAGUGACCAACGGGGGUCCCUGGGGAGAAUGGGCCUGGCCUGAGAUGUGUCCUGUCGGAUUCUUCGCCAGCGGGUUCUCGCUCAAGGUGGAGCCCCCCCAAGGCAUUCCUGGCGACGACACGGCUCUGAACGGCAUCCGGCUGCACUGCGCGCGCGGGAAUGCCCAGCGCAACACGCAUGUGGUGGAGUCCCAGUCUGGAAGGUGGGGCGCGUGGAGUGAGCCGCUGUGGUGUCCCGGCGGCGGCUUCCUAGUGGCCUUCUCGCUUCGCGUGGAGGCACCCGUGACCCCCGGGGACAACACAGCAGCUAACAACGUGCGCUUCCGCUGCUCCGACGGCACGGAAAUGGAGGGGCCUGGGCUGAGCUGGGGAGAGUAUGGAGACUGGAGCGACCCAUGCCCCAAAGGCUCCUGCGGCCUGCAGACCAAGAUCGAGGGACCUAGAGGUCUCCGCGAUGACACGGCGCUGAACGACGCGCGCUUAUUCUGCUGCCACAGUUGACACCGCCGCCGCCCUCUCCGCUACCCAAAGGCUAGUCCCACGUCCCGCUAUUAAAGCUUCUAGG
Molecule: messenger RNA, 921 nt
Organism: Lemur catta (Ring-tailed lemur)
Lineage: Eukaryota; Metazoa; Chordata; Mammalia; Primates; Lemuridae
Gene: VMO1
Product: vitelline membrane outer layer 1 homolog
Exons: 4
Coding region: 258-857 (199 amino acids)
Source: RefSeq, a predicted model, not a curated record